AGGAGUGUGAGACCCUGUCAGCCAGCUCAGAGGUCAGCAGUGGACCGCCGUUGUUCGAGGAGGUGGAGGAUCCUGUAAAGCAUGUGGAUCGCGCAAGCCUUCAAGGCAUGACACAAGCCUUUGCUUUGGCCUCGCUUAGCGUAGACGGUUUUCCUGUUGCACUGAAGAGCAAGGGGCUCGAGGAGUUGUUUGGGCCCUCGCGCCAGGUCAAGAUGGGGAGUGAUGCUCGGGAAGUCCUUCGGCCGAGUGCCAGCAAUACCCGAGCGUUAGAAGUCUGGCAGGACUUCUCUGCAGCGAUGCAGAGGGGCGACUUCUUCUGCCAUCAGAAGGGCAGCGGCUUAGCCUUGCUCCAUGGACAGGAGUUUCCACUUCCUGCAGGUGAAUUUGCCUUUGUGCAGCCCUUUCAUGGUCGAUUUGGCAAUUCCUUGGAUUGUCUGGUGUACCUGAAGCAAGUGGAGCUGGAUGAUUGCCCCUUCCUUUUGGCACUGCAUUGCUUCUUGCCAGAUGAGGAUGAACGUCCAGAGCACUCGUUCUACAAGGUGGGUGUUCAAGUGGAUGAAGUGAUCGGCCGGAUGGCCUCCGAGUUCUUCUACUACGCUCCCAUGCGCUCUCAACGGCCGUGCCGGUGAGACCAAGUCAAUUCUCAACGUCCUGCGCGCGACCAAGCGCAACGUGCCCCGCGCGCGAGCAGAGUUUCCAUACAGAUUGCAAUUAGUUCUGUUUGAAUAUGCUUUUCGGUGGUGGCUCCUAAGUAAGUGGGGAGGUAAAUUUGUUUCUUAAAGGACCUCUAUGGUCUCGAUCCCAAGAGCUUUUCCUGGCAUGUUGUUUUUUUCGUUCUUUGUUUGAUC
Durusdinium trenchii is the source of this 848-nucleotide messenger RNA. The record is from the annotation of a GenBank genome assembly. NCBI's taxonomy places the organism in Eukaryota, Dinophyceae, Suessiales, Symbiodiniaceae.